Acaulospora colombiana is the source of this 485-nucleotide messenger RNA. The record is from the annotation of a GenBank genome assembly. Lineage: Eukaryota; Fungi; Glomeromycota; Glomeromycetes; Diversisporales; Acaulosporaceae.
CUCAGAAUGACACCGCGAGAAAGCGAACAAACGUAAAAAUUAUCCUCGAUGACGAGGUGGAUGCACAACGAGGACUCAUCAAGAAGCCAGGAAUGUCUAGGACAUUCUCCAAGGGAUCAAAAACCCUGUCAAUGAGCAAGGACAAAGGGAGAAACGUCGACUCGGAUGGGUUCCUCGUCCCCGAUUUACCCAAUAAAAUGUUACCUGCUAAGCAGGCCGGAAAAGAGAAGGAUGGCACAUUACAGGUGGAUACCAUGUCAGCCAGCAGCUCCGUCGGGAAAGCGAAUAGUCCCUUGGAGGAACUGGAACUGGAAGCUAAGAAUAAGACUGUGAGUGGAGAUUUUUUUUGUUUGAGCUGUAAACUCGGUGAGCUGAAACACUUCCAGGCUAUCAAGAGGCGAACACUCAGCGCUUUGGAAGCAAUUGGUAUAUCUAAAACUCAUGUCGAAUUCAAGGACAUGAACCUGGUUGGAGAAACUUCCUAG